Messenger RNA from Pteronotus mesoamericanus, 4880 nucleotides. It is a transcript of the gene CSGALNACT2, whose product is annotated as chondroitin sulfate N-acetylgalactosaminyltransferase 2. Bases 346 to 1974 code for a protein of 542 amino acids. The transcript has 9 exons. Gene Ontology annotation, cellular component: Golgi cisterna membrane. Gene Ontology annotation, molecular function: glucuronosyl-N-acetylgalactosaminyl-proteoglycan 4-beta-N-acetylgalactosaminyltransferase activity. NCBI's taxonomy places the organism in Eukaryota, Metazoa, Chordata, Mammalia, Chiroptera, Mormoopidae. The record is from RefSeq and is a predicted model, not a curated record.
GGCCACUGUGCGCAGACUGUGAGCGCGUUCUGGAGGCUGGAAAGUCCAAGAUCUUGCAUGGUGCUGGCAGAUUUGGUGUCUGGCACCUCACAUAUAAUGGAAUUUUAUUGAUUCUGUAGAUCUUCAUUAUGGAUAUCAAGGUAACAAUACAGGAAGUAUGCAUAAUUUCUCAUUUCUGCAAGUAGUCUUGACUGCUGAAGGAAGAAAUUUUUUAAGCUACAGCAAAAUUCAUUUUGGUAACUUUUAUGGAAAUACUGAUUUUGUUUUUAAAGCUUUGAUAACCUUUUACUAAAGGUAUGAACAAGCAAAGAACUUAUCUCAUUAGGCAAGUCCACAUUAAUAACAAUGCCUAGAAGAGGACUGAUUCUUCAGACCCGGACCCAGUGGCUACUGUUGGGCCUUGCUUUACUUUGCAUUUUGGUACUAUUUUUGUAUCUUCUGGAAUGUGCCCCCCAAACUGAUGGAAAUGCAUCUCUUCCUGGGGUCUUUGGGGAAAAUUAUGGUAAAGAGUAUUAUCAAGCCCUACUGCAGGAACAAGAAGAACAUUAUCAAACCAGGGCAACCAGUCUGAAACGCCAAAUUGCACAACUAAAACAAGAAUUGCAAGAAAUGGGUGAGAAGGUGAGAUCAUUACAAGAGAGAAAGAAUAUAGGGGCUAAUGGCAUAAGCUAUCAAGGCCACAAAGAACAAGUACCUAGUGAUCUUUUAGAGUUUCUUCAUUCCCAAAUUGACAAAGCUGAAGUUAGCAUAGGAGCCAAACUACCUAGUGAAUAUGGGGUCAUUCCCUUUGAAAGUUUUACCUUAAUGAAAGUAUUUCAGUUGGAAAUGGGUCUCACUCGUCAUCCUGAGGAAAAGCCAGUUAGAAAAGACAAGCGAGAUGAAUUGGUAGAAGUUAUUGAAGCUGGCUUGGAGGUCAUUAAUAAUCCUGAUGAAGAUGAUGAACAGGAAGAUGAGGAUGGUCCCCUUGGAGAGAAACUGAUAUUUAAUGAAAAUGACUUCAUAGAAGGUUAUUACCGCACCGAGAGAGAUAAGGGCACACAGUAUGAACUCUUUUUUAAGAAAGCAGACCUUAUGGAAUAUAGACAUGUGACCCUCUUCCGCCCUUUUGGACCUCUCAUGAAAGUAAAGAGUGAGAUGGUUGACAUUACUAGAUCACUUAUUAAUAUAAUCGUGCCACUUGCUGAAAGAACUGAAGCAUUUGUACAGUUUAUGCAGAACUUCAGGGAUGUAUGUAUUUAUCAGGACAAGAGGAUUCAUCUCACAGUGGUGUAUUUUGGUAAAGAAGGACUGUCUAAAGUCAAAUCCAUCCUAGAAUCUGUCACAAGUGAGUCUAAUUUUCACAAUUACACCUUGGUCUCAUUGAAUGAAGAAUUUAAUCGUGGACGAGGACUAAAUGUGGGUGCCCGAGCUUGGGACAAGGGAGAGGUCUUGAUGUUUUUCUGUGAUGUUGAUAUAUAUUUCUCAGCCGAAUUCCUUAACAGCUGCCGGUUAAAUGCUGAGCCAGGCAAGAAGGUGUUUUACCCUGUAGUGUUCAGUCUUUACAACCCUGCCAUUGUUUAUGCCAGUCAGAAUGUACCCCCUCCUGUGGAGCAGCAGCUGGUUCACAAAAAGGAUUCUGGCUUUUGGCGAGAUUUUGGCUUUGGAAUGACUUGUCAGUACCGAUCAGAUUUCCUGACUGUUGGUGGAUUUGACAUGGAAGUUAAAGGCUGGGGUGGAGAAGAUGUUCAUCUUUAUCGAAAAUACUUACAUGGUGACCUGAUUGUGAUUCGGACUCCAGUUCCUGGUCUUUUCCACCUCUGGCAUGAGAAACACUGUGCUGAUGAGUUGACCCCCGAGCAGUACCGCAUGUGCAUCCAGUCCAAAGCCAUGAAUGAAGCCUCUCACUCACACAUGGGAAUGCUGGUCUUCAGGGAGGAGAUAGAGACACAUCUCCGCAAAAAAGCAUACAGGACAAAUAGUGAAGUUGUUGGUUAAUGUAACCAUUAGUUGAACCACAACCCAGUACCAAACCACAAACCAGCACUAUUUGUUUAGCCUUAAUUCCAGUUCCAGAUGUAGUGCCUCUUUUAGGGAAGACAUGCUUAUCUUUUGUGUUCUUUCUAACAUUACUUUAGGAGUUUAACUUCAUAUGAAAAGAAAAAGCAACUGUUUCAAUGCAAAGUCUCUGUUUUGUGAGAAUGCUCCAUCUGGAAUCAUUGAUAAAUCAAAAUUUGGUGUUUGGUUCCAGAAGUAGUUUUGAGUUAGUUUCUACUCUACCCAUGUUCUCAUGUGUUCUGGUUGCAUCUAUGAUGAUGAUGGGUAAGGAGCAUCUCAUUCCUGCACAGAUGGAGAAUUACAGAUAGAGUGUGUGGACAAAGGUUUUUCACCUAACCACUUGAGUCAACUUGCUUGGUUUUUAAAUGAAGAUCAUUGGUCAGUUGCUUGAAGAAUCCUUUUUCACUGAAACGGAGGAUAAUUAAAUGACACAUCUGAAAUCCCCAACCAAUCAAGAGAAGACAGAAGUAAAAACCCCUUCUUGUUGUUUAGUCCCCUAAAUGUCUGUUUUAUUACCCAAGCAAAUGGGUAAUAGUUGGAAAUACUUAGAAUCUAUGACUUAAUUAAAAAUAUAGGGUGUUAUUACUUUGUCAUAAUGUUCAGGAUUAGAAGUCAGAGUUUCUGUAGACUGUUUCAAGAGAACUACAAUCAGCAUGGCAACGUCUCUAACAGACAUUGAAUUAUGUUGGGGCACAGGACACCAGUGGUCUGGUAACAUCAUGAGCCAGGGCUCUGUCAGGACCUUCUAGUGGUGGGUGGUUCAGAAUAGAUGAGCAUAGCAUGAUGCUAUGUGUUUUUGGUUUGUACUGUCUCCUUUAGCAUGGAUCCAUAUGUAUUUACAAUCCUUUUUUCCUAAUAUGUUAAUAUAUGUUACAUCUGUAUUUGCGUUAUUAGCAUAAUACUUUGAGUUGAUAGUUUUACAGAAGGGAGAAAAGGAAAAUGAGAUAUAUAUACCAUAAGAUCAGACUGAUUUGAGGAGAGGAGAGGGAGAAGAGUAUGAAUGGAAAUCUGGAUUAUAGACUAUUUUAGAGAUAUAUAUUACUUGCAGAUAGAAUGAUGUUUUGAGGUAUAAAUUGUAUUAAUGAGACAAGAUGAAUAAGGACUUAUAUUCAGAUAGGACCAUACUAUGUUAUGUAUCACACAUGAAUCUUUUACCAUAGCGUCAAUUGCUAAAUCCAGAAAUUAGAGAUAUGGUGAAAGGCAUGUGUAGAUUUUUUAAACUUUAGCUUUUAACAAGGGCCCAGCGUUGUUUUUUCUAUUUGUAUAUAAACCUCUGGAAAAAUCACAGAAGAAAAAUCAUUACUCUUUCGACUCAGUAAAUCAUACCAUGAAAUAUUAUAAAUUCCAAAUUUCUUGGUGCUAUAUGAAUUCAAUUUUAUAAUAACUCUUACUAAUUAUCCUUACAAGUUUUAAGUUGGGAUAGCACUUAGGCUUUCUUUUUUAAGAUGUGUAAAAUGUUUAGUGCAGUUAUUCAGGCUGUUGUCUACUUUGAUAUAAAAGUAUUAUGAAGACCAGGGAAAAGUGAGGGAACCUAAUUAAUUAUUUGCCAAGGUAAGUUUCAGCUUGUUUUUUGACAGAAUCAAAUGAUUUUUUUCCUGAUUUUUUUUUUUAAACUAACUUUUAUCUUAAAGAUGGAAGCUAAGCAGUGGAAACAUUGUCAUGUUUUUUACAUUAAAUGGUACCAAUAAAGUAUUUUAUUACCAAAAAUUAAAUGAAAAUGUGAUAAAUUAAUUUCUGUUGUAAAAUAUCGUAAGUACAAAUAUGUAUAACUGUGUACUUUAAAGAAUAAUAAGGGAAACAUCAGGGCAUGAGCUACCCCGAUUAAGAUACAGAGCAUUACCAAUUAAAGGCCUUCUGUGUGCUGCUUCUUGAUCACAUAGCCUCUCUCUCCAUUGUAAUCACCAACUUGAUGUUUGUGGUAAUUUUUCACCUGUUUUUCUUCCAAGUUUUCCCAAUUAUGUGUUUACCUCUACCCAGUGAAUAUACAUACAUAUUAAUUCAGUAUGUAUUUUUAGCUCUCAAUUUUUGAGGUUUACCAAUGUUAAUCUCAAAAUUAACUUAUGUUUAAUACUGACUAGUAUUCCACUGUAUGAAUACAGUCAUGUGCUGCAUAAUGACUUUUCAGUCAAUGGACAGACCAUAUAUAUGACAUUGGUCCCAUAAGAUUAUAAUGGAGCUGACAAAUUCCUGUCACCUUGUGAUGUUAAAACAUCAGAAUCACUGUCUUGAGGACUAAGGAGUACACCAUUGCCUUUAAACCAACUAUUCCAAAAUGUUUAUUGAAAUCCCACUAUAUGCUUAGUACCAUUCUAGACAUUGAGUACAACAGUGAACAAGAAUAGUGGAGCUUAACCUUGGCCAUCUGGCUCUGUUGGUUGGAGCAUCAUCCUGUGCACCAAAGGUUGUGCAUUUGAUCCCUGGUCAGGGCACAUACCGAGGUUGUGGGUUCAAUCCCCCGUUGAGGCACAUACAGAAGGUGACAAAUCGAAGUUUCUCAUUUCUCUUUUAAAAACCAAUAAAAGAAUAUGCUUGGGUGAGGAUUUAAAGAAAAAAAAGAAUGGUGGAGCUUAUAUUGUAGCUCUGGAGAGUUCUGCCUGGGUAGCUUAGUUGGUUAGAGCAUCAUCCUGGAUGACAUGCCAAGGUUGCAAGUUUGAUCCCCAGUCAGGUCACAUACAAGAAUAAACCAAUGGAUGCAUAAUAAAUGGAACAAAAAUUGCUCUUUCUUUCCCCUUCCUCUCUUUCUCAAAAUUAGUCAAUCAAUAAAUAUUGUACUUCUGGAGAGACAGAAUUUGUAGCACAAUGCAUUACUCACAUGUUUGUGGUGAGACUGGUAUAAGCAAACCUGU